AUGGCCAACAUCAACGUCCGCCGGGAUGUCACCGAUCCCUUCUACCGCUACAAGAUGGAGCGCCUGCAGUCCAAGAUCGAGGGCAAGGGCAACGGCAUCAAGACCGUCAUCGUCAACCUGAGCAAUGUCGCCCAGCAGCUCGCCCGUCCCCCUUCGUAUGUCAUCAAGUACUUUGGCUUCGAGCUCGGCGCUCAGACCAACAACAACCCUGCCGACGACCGCUGGAUCAUCAACGGCGCCCACGAAGCUGCCAAGCUCCAGGACUACCUCGACGGCUUCAUUUCCAAGUUCGUUCUCUGCAAGAAGUGCAAGAACCCCGAGACCGAUGUCAACAUCAAGGACGGUCGCAUCCUCCUCGACUGCAAGGCUUGCGGUCAGCGCACCGACGUUGACCUCCGCCUCAAGCUCAGCUCCUUCAUCCUGAAGAACCAGCCCAAGAAGGGCAAGAAGGACAAGGCCACCAAGAAGGCCGAGCGCCGUGCUAAGAAGGCCAACGGCGAAGAGGAGCAGAACGGCGGCAGCGGCAGCAACGGCGACAGCGGUUCCGAUCACGGCGACGAGAAUGGAGACCUGGAGCUUGAGGCCGGCAGCGACGAUGAGCUCACUCGCCGCAUCAACGCCGAGGCCAAGGACAUUGAGGUGGUCGAGCCCAAGGAGGUCGAGUGGUCCGUCGACACCUCCGAGGAGGCUGUCAAGGCCCGUGCCAAGGACCUCCCGGACGACCUCAAGCGUGCUCUUGUCGUUGAAGAUGGCGAUGAGGGUGCUGAUGGUCCCAACGCGUAUGACCAGCUUGGCACCUGGAUUCAGGAGACGGUCAAGACCAAGGGCGGCGUCAGCAAGGUGGAGGACGUUGAGAUCUACCUCAAGGCUAAGGAGUUCGGUAUCGAGACCAAGCACAGGACGCUCACCGUCCUCGCCCAGACCAUCUUCGACGACAACAUGGUCAAGCAGAUCGACAACCGUGCUCCCAUGCUGAAGAAGAUGAUUACUUCGGAGAAGCACGAGAAGGCUUUCCUGGGCGGUAUCGAGCGCUUCGUUGGCAACGACAAGCCCAACCUCAUCCCCCAGGUGUCUGCCAUUCUCAUGAAUGUCUACCAGAACGACCUUGUCUCCGAGGAGGUCCUCAAGGGUUGGGGCAGCAAGGCUAGCAAGAAGUACGUUGACCUGGCUACCAGCAAGAAGGUCCGCAAGUCGGCUACCCAGUUCCUCGAGUGGCUCGAGAACGCUGAGAGCGAUGAGAGCGAGGAGGAGUCUGACGACGAGUAA
Molecule: messenger RNA, 1266 nt
Organism: Lasiodiplodia theobromae
Lineage: Eukaryota; Fungi; Ascomycota; Dothideomycetes; Botryosphaeriales; Botryosphaeriaceae
Product: Eukaryotic translation initiation factor 5
Exons: 2
Coding region: 1-1266 (421 amino acids)
Biological process (GO): formation of cytoplasmic translation initiation complex; formation of translation preinitiation complex; translational initiation
Cellular component (GO): cytosol
Molecular function (GO): GDP-dissociation inhibitor activity; eukaryotic initiation factor eIF2 binding; translation initiation factor activity
Source: RefSeq, a predicted model, not a curated record